This is a messenger RNA of Pygocentrus nattereri (red-bellied piranha), 3676 nucleotides long. It is a transcript of the gene crebrf, whose product is annotated as creb3 regulatory factor. The record is from RefSeq and is a predicted model, not a curated record. Gene Ontology annotation, molecular function: DNA-binding transcription factor activity, RNA polymerase II-specific; RNA polymerase II transcription regulatory region sequence-specific DNA binding. Gene Ontology annotation, biological process: regulation of transcription by RNA polymerase II; response to unfolded protein. Gene Ontology annotation, cellular component: nucleus. Bases 381 to 2438 code for a protein of 685 amino acids. The transcript is spliced from 9 exons. NCBI's taxonomy places the organism in Eukaryota, Metazoa, Chordata, Actinopteri, Characiformes, Serrasalmidae.
CCGAGUAAAAAACCACGUGAAGAGAGAGUCACGCGCUUUCCAGGAACCCCGUCAGGAAGAAGAUAAACAAAACAAACCAGAGAGGAGGACGGCGUGGAUUUGGCGAGAAAUGGCAUUUAAGUUCCCAUAAAGACGGGUGAAAAGAGAGAGCAACGCCUUUUUUGAUAACUGCAAGAGAAAGUUAAAGAGAACAGUGAACAGAGGAGGACAACCCGGCCAUACUUGAAUGUGCGGCUUAGGCCUCCAGAUUACAGAAAGGCUCUUUUGUUUUAUUGGUCAAAAUCGAUUUUCUGCCAGAGAUUGACAAAAGAACAAGGCAACUGGGGCAGGAGAGGUGGCAGAAAAGUUUCCGCCAAGGAACUGGAGAUCUGUGCUCGGCAAUGCCUCAGCCCAGCAUCAGUGGAAUGGAUCCUCCCUUUGGGGAUGCCUUUCAAAACUACACUUUUGCUGACCAGGCACUCAUCAGCACAGACCUGUUGGCCAACAGCUCUGAUCCAGACUUCAUGUAUGAACUGGACAGAGACAUGACCUGUCGCCAGAGCCCUAGAGGAGACAUAUUUGCAGUUGGGGACUGUAAAGAGUUUGACAGCAUGGAACAUCUUCCAGAACUGGUGGAUAAUGACCCAGCUUACAGCUCCAACUUUGAACAGUGGGACACAUAUUGGGAGGACCUGACCAAGUACACUCGCCUCACCAGCUGCGACAUCUGGGGCACCAAGGAAGUAGACUUUCUGGGCCUGGAUGACUUCUCCAGCCCUUAUCAGGAUGAGGAGGUAAUAGGCCGUACACCCACUUUGGCGCAGCUGAACAGCGAGGAUUCUCAACCUGUGUGUGACACCCUGUACCAUCCAGACUUGUUGCUAAGUCAAAAACAGCCUGUGUUCCCCCCUCAACCGGGGGGAAAGAAGAUGGGCAGGGCCAACACCUCUGCUGCUUGCAGCUCUUCCAACCGCAAUCCUUUGCCGGAUUUUGCUGAAGGUUCCCAGAAGGCUACCUGGCCAGUGCCCUCAAGCACUGAGACUGUGGCAAAGGCCCAAAUGCAAGGAACUAGCAAAGGUGUGUCUCCACAGCCAGACAGCACAGAUUAUGUACGCAAGGCCAAGGUUCGCAUCAGCAUACCACGCAAACCCUUGCUAGAGAGUUGUGCUCAGCAAGUCAACGUUUCUGCGAGCUCUCCACUUGUGCAAGAGCAUGGAACCGCUGCUUCAUUGGUCAGUAAUACCCAGGCAGCCACCAUUGGCACUCCAUCCACUGUAACACCCCUGGUUUGUGAGAAGAGAGUGGAGAUUCCUAAAAGAGAAGCACCCACUGGUCCUCCAGAGGUGGGGCCAUCAAGAGCAGUGCCACAAAAACUUCAUUUCCCGGUGGCUGGUGGCAGCGAGACUUUGCUCACCGUGAGCUCCCUUGGAGCUGAUGCUGCCGCUGCUGCUGCCGCCGUUGCUGCUGCUGAGAAGAAAAAAGAGGAGGAGCACAACUACUCAUUGUUCCUAACCAGGGCCAGACUUGCAGGUAAAGCCCUAACUGACAUGGAAGAAGAUGAAGAGGAGGAAGAAGAAGGAGAGGAGGAGGAAGAGGAAGAAGAAGAAGCAGAAGGGGUGGAUCUGGAUGAUGAAGACCAUGAUGAAGGUUUCGGCAGUGAGCAUGAGCUCUCUGAGAAUGAAGAGGAAGAGGAGGAAGAGGAUGAGGACUACGAAGGGGACAAAGAUGAUGACAUCAGUGAUGCGUUCUCCGAGCCAGGAUGUGACACUGACAUGGUCGAGGAUGUUAAAGGUCUGACUGCUGGAAUUUCCAGGAAGAGGGGCAAGCGCCGAUACUUUUGGGAAUACAGCGAGCAGCUCACUCCCUCCAAGCAAGAACGUAUGCUGAAACCUUCAGAGUGGGACAGAGACACCCUCCCCAGCAACAUGUAUCAAAAGAAUGGCCUACAUCAUGGAAAAUACACGCUGAAGAAAUCACGGCGGACGGACGUGGAGGAUCUCACUCCUAACCCGCGGAAGCUGCUGCAGAUUGGCAACGAGCUGCGGAAGCUCAACAAGGUGAUCAGUGACCUGACACCUGUCAGCGAGCUGCCACUGACCGCUCGCCCUCGCUCUCGAAAAGAAAAGAACAAGCUGGCCUCCAGGGCAUGCAGACUGAAGAAGAAAGCUCAGUAUGAAGCCAACAAGGUCAAGCUGUGGGGUCUUGGCACUGAAUAUGAUCGAUUGCUGUUUGUGAUAAACACAAUCAAGGAGGAGAUUGUGAGCAGAGUUCAAGAUAACUCGGAUAACAAUGGAACAAGUAUGGCAGACAAGCUUGACAAGCUCAUAGAGGAAACACUUGUGCAGUCACCAGUGGCCGGCCAGACUUCAGACUUUGUGAACCAGAUCUUGGAGAACACUGGCAAGGGGGAUCCUACUGGAGGUUUGGUGGGACUGCGCGUGCCCACUUCAAAAGUGUAGAGGCUGUACAACAAGGUGCCCUGGCGGGCUUUUUGGAGCACACACUCGAAGCCAUCCGCGCCAUUCCUGUCCCACACUGUAACGGCCCGACACUCUGCAUGCCCAUUUCACCUGGAGACGCAUCCUCAUGCUUAACGUGAAUACAUGCAUACGAACACCUGCCCGUCUGUGCACCCGUAUGUAUAUAUUUACUUUACGCACACCUAUGGAAAUGAAACUAGUAGUUAACCUCUGCACUCAGUAGUCUGUUUCUUACCAUGUGUGCAUGUGGCUGGUUCAAACUUCCAUCUGCAGGCCGCCAUUUCGCGAAUUCAAAAGCCAAUCUACGAGAUACCUCCAGAAGUAGUUUGUCUUUUCUUUUUUUUUUUUAAGGGAGGGGGUGAAAAGCAACCAGUUCCUGCUGUAGCCAUUUUUUUUCUUGCAUCCAGCUAAAGCUGUCAAAUGCCUUUUACCAGAUUCAGAAAGCAGAAGUGUUCUCUGUAAAGAAAUGAUUUAAUGUCAUGGUCAGUGAUGGAGAAUUGAGAGUUGAAGAUUGAAGAAUGCGUUACUGAAUAAUGCCCUCAGUUUUAUUUCCUGAUCCAUGUUAAACAUUGAACAAACAAAAACACUUCUUUUGCAGAGCUCGGCUUUCCUUCUCUAGUAUUGAGGCAUUUGCAGGCUUAAACAAGACAAACAUUUAUACGCCAACUACAACAAAGUCAAUGCAAAUACAGAAGCAUGGAAAAUCUUUAUUGGAAAAAUAAAAGUACUGCAAAAGAAAUUGAUGCUAGGGGUAUAUAAAUAGGACAGGGAUGCACAGUGACAAUUAGAGAGGAGCCUGGGCUUGGAUGUUUUGUUUCUUUGUCUUGGGGUUGUCUCAGGGUAAAGAGAGAGCGUGAGAGAUUACUGAUUGACCGGUGACAGAUGGUCAAGUUGAAAUCCCAUUCUUGAAAUGGACAGAAACCAUUAUUAUUGUGUACUGGUGACCCCACGAGAAACCAUUUCCUUUACACACUUUGGUAUAAAGUGCCCUCAUGUCAAAUUGCCCUUGACGUUUAUUUGCGAAGUCGCACUGAAGGGGCUCAAAAAAUUGAUUCCCAGACUGGGUCUUGUUCAUAUUUGUACUUUAAUAAAAGUAAGAUUCAUUGUGCCUUGUAGACAUGGAGGUGGAGGAAAAACGAAACUUGCUCGAAAAACGAAAACAACAAAAAACGGAAAAAAAAAAAAGUGUAAACAAACAAGCGGACCAUUUUCGAGGA